UAUAAAAGGCCCCAGCAGAACAAGCAGUCCCAACUCAGAAACUCCUCCAAGCAACCCAACUCUCAACCCAGCUCCUGACACCAUGGCCUGCUGCUCCACCAGCUUCUGUGGAUUUCCCAGCUGCUCCAUCAGUGGGACCUGUGACUCCAGCUGCUGCCAGCCAAGCUCCUGCCAGACCAGCUGCUGCCAACCAAGCUCCUGCCAGACCAGCUGUGGCAUCGGUGGUGGCAUUGGCGGUGGCAUCAGUGGUGGCCAAGAGGGUGGCUACGGAGCUGUGAGCUCCCGCACCAGGUGGUGCCGCCCUGACUGCCGCGUGGAGGGCACCUCCCUGCCUCCCUGCUGCGUGGUGAGCUGCAGCCCCCCAUCCUGCUGCCAGCUGCACCAUGCCCAGGCCUCCUGCUGCCGCCCAUCCUACUGUGGACAGUCCUGCUGCCGCCCAGCCUGCUGCUGCCAGCCCACCCGCUGUGAGCCCAUCUGCUGUGAGCCCAUCUGCUGUGAGCCCAUCUGCUGUGAGCCCAUCUGCUGCCAGUCCACCUGUUAAAAGCAAGGUUGCUGAUUAGUUAGGAAUGAAAGGGGAAGCAGAGCAAAACUGUGAUGAUCUCUGAAGAAGUGUUCAAUUUUACUUGGUUGCUGAGUAUCAUAAUGUUUCUAAGCUGCUCAGAAAUAACAAAAAUUUUAGUCAAGACCCUCUUGGAUAUGCUGCAUUAGCCCACUAAACAUAUAUGUCGGUCAGAGUGUCUGAGUAUCCUGCCUUGCCUGAGCAGGGUAGGAGGGUGGGGUAGUUCUUCAUUUCAGUGACAUCUCUGCUCUCCUCCCUAUUUCUUGAUCCCCAUAUAUUUUCAGAUCUGCUUUCUCCUUGAAUAUCCCCUGUUAAUUUCAAAUAAAAUAUUUAAAUGUGCAAAGCAAA
Messenger RNA from Equus quagga, 907 nucleotides. Its product is annotated as keratin-associated protein 1-4-like. The record is from RefSeq and is a predicted model, not a curated record. Gene Ontology annotation, cellular component: keratin filament. The coding region runs from base 83 to 541 and encodes 152 amino acids. NCBI's taxonomy places the organism in Eukaryota, Metazoa, Chordata, Mammalia, Perissodactyla, Equidae. The transcript has 2 exons.